UUUGUUUCAUAUUCAAGGCUUAUAUGAAUCCCAUAGCUAUGGCCAGAGCACGAGGUCCUGCCCAAAAUUCAGGACCAACAAUACAAGACUACUUGAACAGGCCAAGACCAACAUGGGAAGAAGUGAAAGAGCAACUAGAAAAGAAAAAGAAAGGAUCCAGGGCUUUGGCUGAGUUUGAAGAAAAGAUGAACGAGAAUUGGAAGAAGGAACUGGAAAAACACAGGGAGAAAUUACUGGGUGGAAACGAGAGUUCCUCCAAAAAGAAAGAGAAAAAGAAAAAGGAAAAGAAGAAAUCUAAUAGGUUGUCUUCAUCUUCCUCUUCUUCAUCAAGCUCUGAUUCUUCCAGCAGUUCAUCUGAUUCAGAAGAUGAGGAUAAAAAGCAAGGGAAGAAAAGAAGGAAAAAGAAGUAUCGCUCCUCACGGAAAUCUUCAGCAAGCUCAUCUUCUGAAUCCGAGUCAGAUAGUAAGGACAGCACAAAAAAGAAAAGGGCAAAGGAAGAUUAUGAAAAAGAAAAGGAAGGUAAAAAUCACCCCAGGAAAAGGAAGAAAGCCGAUCGUGGUGAUGGACCUUUAUCAUCGGAAUCCUUAUCGGAAUCAGAUCAGACAGAGGAGGUGCAAGCAAAAAAGAAGAAAAACAGCGAGGAAAAAGAGAAAACAGAUAAAACAAAAAAGAGAAAGAAGCACAAGAAACACAGUAAAAAGAAGAAAAAGAAGAUGGCUGGUUCAAAUUCGGAUUCAGAAUAAUGUUUUAAAAAACCAAGACUAUCAACAGAAGUGCAAUGACUAAAGGAAACUUAAACUGUGAAAUAACAGCAAACUUUACCAAACUGCAUGAGUUUUCCUGUGUUUUAGAAAUACUCCUAAUCUUUCAGUAGCCAGCCCAAUGCAGCUGUGCUGGGAAAGACCAUUGUUAUUGCCUGCUGCUUAAUACAUGGGGUACAACUUUUCUAAAAUUCCAGUAAGCAGUGUUAGAUGUUUGAAACAGUAUGAGAUGGUAGUCCAGCUGAGGUGUAAAAUAUUGGAAAAUAACUUCUUAGGUAGUAAAAGUAGUCUUUUAAAGCAUUAGUAAUAGUCUUUAUUUGUAAAUCAGGACAAAUAAAAUCCCAAGUUCAUCCUGCAGGUUAAUAUUAUACAUAAACUGUUACAAACUGGUGUCUGCUAAUGGCAUUUACAAAAUGGGAAACUAAUUAUAACAUUUAAAAUGCUGCCUUUGUAGAAAUGUUUAUCAUCUGCCCCAUUACUGUCUUCAUGCUUAUGAAAAAGGGAAUGCUACCAUUUUGGCUAACUGAAUAGGGUGCCUUUGCCUUUGGUUCUUGCAAAUCUCUGCUAUUUUUAAGCCAUGCAGCAUCUCUGAUUCUAGAGAAGCCAGAACUAUUGUCACCAUACUUUUUCUAAAUAAGCAAUUCUGGGCUUCUAAGCAUGUGCUUCUGCAUUAAGCAAGAGCAAUGACAUGUUGCGGUAUGACUGUCAUUCAAAACCUGAAGAUUUUACCUCUGCUUCUUUGAAAUAGCGAUAGAUCUUUGCUAGUAAAUAUGCAUAUUUUGUUUAAUGUACUUUUGGUUUAGUUGAACACUUCUUGCAAACACUGGUAGCUUUCUUUGCAUUAUCUUUAGAGUUGUUUUGCAUGAUUUGUACUAUUUUUAAAUUAACAAAAUGCAGGUAAUCGUUUGUUGUAACCAGUUCUAUUAAUUACGUUCCACAUGCAGAGUUUCAUGUAUGUAUUUAGUUAUAGUUAAGUUCAUUGCUGUGUUUAAGUGCACACUUGCUGAAGAUAUUUAGCAUGUAAAAAGCAGGGUUUUGAUACCUUAACAGCUUCAUAUUGAAGCUGAUUUUACUCUAAGCAAGUUUAGUGGCAGACCUGUUACGUGAUGUGUCUUGUUAGAUAAAAAAAAAAAAAAAUACUGCCAGAAUCUCAUUAAAGAUACUGUUUAAACAGUUUGUA
Athene cunicularia (burrowing owl) is the source of this 1941-nucleotide messenger RNA. RefSeq names its product family with sequence similarity 133 member B (gene FAM133B). Lineage: Eukaryota; Metazoa; Chordata; Aves; Strigiformes; Strigidae. Bases 24 to 743 code for a protein of 239 amino acids. The record is from RefSeq and is a predicted model, not a curated record. The transcript has 10 exons.